AUCCUUAAACUCAUUAUCCAGCAUGCGCCUGCUCCUUUAAGAACUGUAGGAUCACGUGAGACAAUCAUAUGACCUGUCACAUGACAGGAUAGUGUUGGAGUGUUUCACAGCUACUGCUCGGGAUCCCGCAGUGUUUUGUCUUCUAAACUAUUCAAGCAUCCACUAAUAACUUUGAGCAAGAUGGACAUCAGAGGUGCUGUGGAUGCUGCAGUUCCUACCAAUAUUAUUGCUGCAAAGGCUGCAGAAGUUCGAGCAAAUAAGGUUAACUGGCAGUCCUACCUUCAAGGACAGAUGAUUUCGGGUGAAGAUUGUGAAUUCAUUAAGAAGUUUGAAGCAGCUCGUUCGGAAGAUAAACAACGGAUACUGGAUAAUGAAGGCCACCAGUGCGCCAAAACCUUUUUGAACUUAAUGGCCCACAUUUCCAAGGAGCAAACAGUGCAGUACAUUCUGACGAUGAUUGAUGACAUGCUACAGGAAAACCACCAACGUGUCAACAUUUUCUUUGAUUAUGCGAAAAAAACCAAGAAUACUGCCUGGUCCUACUUUUUACCAAUGUUGAAUCGACAGGAUCUGUUCACUGUUCACAUGGCUGCAAGAAUUAUAGCAAAACUAGCUGCUUGGGGGCGUGAAUUGAUGGAAGGGAGUGAUCUAAACUACUAUUUCAAUUGGAUUAAAACUCAACUAAGUUCUCAGAAGUUGCGUGCUGUGGGUUCUGAAGCAGGAACUGUCUCGCCGAGUGAGAGCUCCCAAUAUGUGCAAUGUGUGGCAGGUUGUCUGCAGCUAAUGCUAAGAAUCAAUGAAUAUCGUUUUGCCUGGGUAGAAGCUGAUGGAGUGAACUGUAUCUUAGCUGUUAUAAACAACAAAUGUGGCUUCCAGCUGCAGUAUCAGAUGAUCUUCUCCUUCUGGUUACUGGCCUUCAGUCCACAGCUGUGUGAGUAUCUGCGCAGAUUGAACAUUGUUCCAGCCCUAUCAGAUAUUCUUCAGGAAUCUGUGAAAGAAAAGGUUACCAGAAUUAUUCUGGCAACAUUUAGGAACCUUCUGGAAAAAUCUGCAGAAAGAGAAACUCAUCAGGAAUAUGCACUUGCUAUGAUUCAGUGCAAAGUCCUUAAACAGUUGGAGAACCUUGAACAGCAAAAGUAUGAUGAUGAAGAUAUUGCUGAUGACAUCAAAUUCCUUUUGGAAAAACUUGGAGAGAGUGUCCAAGAUCUCAGUUCUUUUGAUGAAUACAGUUCCGAACUGAAGUCAGGGCGCUUGGAAUGGAGUCCGGUCCACAAAUCAGAAAAAUUCUGGCGUGAAAAUGCUGCAAGGUUGAAUGAAAAGAACUAUGAACUACUGAAGAUUUUGACCAGGCUUUUAGAAGUCUCUGAUGACCCUCAGGUGUUGGCAGUUGCUGCACAUGAUAUUGGUGAAUAUGUGCGCCACUACCCUCGGGGAAAACGUGUAAUUGAACAGCUUGGAGGCAAGCAACUUGUCAUGAACCAUAUGCAUCAUGAAGAUCAGCAAGUGCGCUACAAUGCACUUUUGGCAGUUCAAAAACUGAUGGUACACAACUGGGAGUACCUUGGGAAACAGCUGCAGUCAGAUCAACCACCAACUGUCACCACCAGAAGCUGAAUUUUCUGAAAUCACUGUUGCCUACACCAAAAUGCAUAGACUGGUGGAUUUGUUUUUGAAGUAUAAAAGAUGUGUUUGUCUGAAUAUAUUGAACUAAGCAUAUAAUGUUUUGAUAGAUAAUUGUUUUUCAUAAAUUCACAUACAACAUUUCUUUAUGGUCUGUAUUAACAAAAUUGAAUAUGUAUCCUGAUUAAGCAGCUUACUGUAUUGGACAUAAGUAUGUACAUGGUGAAUUAUCUGCAAAAUCAGUUAUUUGAUUUAUUUGUGCUAGUCAAGUUUAAUUUGAGUAAAGUACAAUUAUCUGCUGUGCAUUGUUUGAUAUUAUCUGUCAUCUUGAUUAACAUGUCAAUGUAGUGAUAAAUUAUUAAUAAAACAGCUAUGUGCCUGAAUUGUUAGAUCA
This is a messenger RNA of Rhincodon typus (whale shark), 2014 nucleotides long. RefSeq names its product ATPase H+ transporting V1 subunit H (gene atp6v1h). The record is from RefSeq and is a predicted model, not a curated record. The transcript is spliced from 14 exons. NCBI's taxonomy places the organism in Eukaryota, Metazoa, Chordata, Chondrichthyes, Orectolobiformes, Rhincodontidae. Bases 181 to 1614 code for a protein of 477 amino acids. Gene Ontology annotation, cellular component: lysosomal membrane; vacuolar proton-transporting V-type ATPase, V1 domain. Gene Ontology annotation, molecular function: proton-transporting ATPase activity, rotational mechanism. Gene Ontology annotation, biological process: proton transmembrane transport.